Messenger RNA from Schistosoma intercalatum, 285 nucleotides. The record is from the annotation of a GenBank genome assembly. Lineage: Eukaryota; Metazoa; Platyhelminthes; Trematoda; Strigeidida; Schistosomatidae.
AUGGUCACUGAAACCUCCCGUAUAGCUUCUGUUGAAAUAAGCUCUCCAGCGGACACGUCAUCUUCUGUUGGCCAUUUCGCAACAAUGAAAACUACACAGAUGAUGAGAGGUCUGUCUUUAGAAUCAGAUGCUUCAAAUUCACCUGCCGCUGUCGCCUUUGGCUUCACGCAACAGAGUUAUGAGAGAGGGAUGGCUAACUGGCGUGAUCAAAUGAAUGAACUUGAACGACUUCGAAAUCAAUAUAAUAAACACCUAAAACGAGUUGAAGAUAAAAAUAAGAUUUAG